GAAUUUGACAGCGGUGCCAGGGGCUGAGUCGAUGCAGUCUUCCUUCACUCGGUUGCACGCACCAAUUAUAUUCCUGAAUCAUUCCAAUAUAUGCAGAUUAUUUCCACAACGUACGGCAUCUCAAUCACUAAGAUCCAGGGUUUUUGAUAGCCGCUGUACUGCCAGCACAUCGAGUCCUGAUGCAGUUGGCAUCGAGCUGUCAGAACACACUCCCAGAAGGGGGAGCUGCUACGGCUGCGGCGCUGCCCUGCAGACAGAGGAGGCGGCUGCCCCUGGGUAUGUAUCUGUGGAGAAGUACGAAGAGAAGCGGCGGCACCGCCAGCUAGGCACUCUGGUGUGCAGGCGCUGUCAGGACCUCAGCAAUGGGGCAAUGGUGCCGGGUGUGGCGGAUGUCUGGGGCAGGGACUCAGAGGAAGAUUUGAAGGUCUUGGUCUCGCCUGAGCAGCUACGGACGCAGCUGGCGCGGGUGAGAGAGGAGAGGGCGGUAGCAGUCCUGCUGGUGGAUUUGCUGGACGCUUCAGGGAGUUUUCUUUCACGAGUGCGCGACCUUAUUGGAAAAAACCCCGUGUUUCUUGUGGGCACAAAGGUGGAUCUUUUGCCAAAAGGGACAAACACGGAGGAGGUGGCCCAGUGGUUGGAGCGCUCUGCAGCCCAAAAGCGGCUCAGCCCCAUCGCCACCUUCCUCGUCAGCAGCCGUACAAGGGAGGGUAUCGCUCAGGUGGCGAAGGCCGUGCGCAUAGAACGGCGGGGCAGGGACGUUUACAUCAUGGGAUCUGCCAAUGUUGGCAAGUCUGCCUUUGUAAGGUGCGCAGAGUGCCAAAUAAUCGUCCUUGAACCAGCGAUUGGUAUUGCUGGGCACCUGCCAGUGGAGUCCGCCAUGCCAGGAACCACACUCCAGCUCAUCGCACUCAACACCUUCGAGGCUGGCGGCACACUCUUCGAUACUCCGGGAGUGCACCUGCAGCAUCGGCUGCAGCACCUGCUUGAGCCGGCCCUGACUAAGCAGCUGCUGCCAAAGGGGAAGCUGAAGCCCUUUCUUCCCCCAAGUCCCCAAGAGCUGGCAUUCCAGGCACAGCUAGGCACAAGCAGCCCCACAAGCUACUUCUGGGGCGGUCUGGUCCGCAUAGACAUAGUGGAUGCGCCCGUAUCGACCAGCCUUGCUUUCUACGGGCCAAGAACAAUGCGCGUGACAUCCUCGCCGCUCCUUGAUGACAGCAGCGAUCACCUCAGCGCCGUGUCAGCAAAGAGCGCUGAUGUGACUCUGAACCUCAGUGGGGCCGGUCCUGUGGCGGAUGUGGCCGUCUCUGGCUUGCCCGGGUGGGUGGCGAUCAGAACCGAGCAGAAUGGCGGACGCUUAGUGCUACGAGUGUGGGCACCUGCGGGAAUUGAGGCCUAUGUUCGGCCGCCGCUGCCAGUGCCGCAGAUUGUCAAAUAG
This is a messenger RNA of Coccomyxa subellipsoidea C-169, 1435 nucleotides long. RefSeq lists its product as hypothetical. The transcript is spliced from 11 exons. The coding region runs from base 32 to 1435 and encodes 467 amino acids. Lineage: Eukaryota; Viridiplantae; Chlorophyta; Trebouxiophyceae; Coccomyxaceae. The record is from RefSeq and is a predicted model, not a curated record. Gene Ontology annotation, molecular function: GTPase activity.